This is a messenger RNA of Empidonax traillii (willow flycatcher), 2685 nucleotides long. It is a transcript of the gene CDCP1, whose product is annotated as CUB domain containing protein 1. Bases 98 to 2623 code for a protein of 841 amino acids. NCBI's taxonomy places the organism in Eukaryota, Metazoa, Chordata, Aves, Passeriformes, Tyrannidae. The transcript is spliced from 9 exons. The record is from RefSeq and is a predicted model, not a curated record.
CCGGCCCGCCCCUCCAGGUGCGAGGUGGAGCAGGAAGCGGCGGCGGCGGCGCCGGAGGGGACCCGCGCCCGCCUCGGCGCGGGGUCCAUGCGGGGAGAUGGCGGCGGGCCGGGCGCUGGCCGCGCUCCUGGCUGCCCUCCUGGCUGCCCUCCUGGCCGUCUCGGCGCAAUUCCUCCCGCUGCCAGCUUCCUUUACAAUCUCUCUUCAGAAAGUGGACAACACCACAGUUAUGAUUAAACUGAGACCUGGUGUUCCAUCAAGCUGUCAUAUUCGCGUUAAAACUGUCAUCAGGUCUGAACUCAACAUUAAGCCUGGGGAAAAUGUGACUUUUACCUUUACUUGUAGUACUCCAGAGAAGUAUUUCAUCAUGGAAAUUCAGAAAAAUAUUGACUGUGUGUCAGGCCCAUGUCCCUUUGGAGAUGUUCAUCUUUACCCACUGCGGCUACCCCGCCUUAAUAGGACUUACAUCUGGGACGUGAAGGCGAGUACAAAAGCUGGACUGGAACUAAAAUUUUCUGCCCCGUGGCUAAGGCAGAUUGAACCAGGAGAGACGUGCCCGGAUUUCAUUAGCUACAACAUCAACAGCUGUAUCGAUAAGGCCACGGUCAACAUUGGCACCUUCUGCAGGAAUGGCUCAGUGUCUCGGGUCAAGUUGCUGGGAGGAGUUGUCAUGUCUCUGCACCUCCCGUGGAACUCGCCCCUCACAACCUCAGGCUUCAACAUAGCUAACAGGGCUUCCAUAAAAAGGUUAUGCAUUAUUGAAUCCACUUUGAAGGGGGAGUCUUCCAUCACCCUGAUGUCCCCCAACUACCCACUGGGCUUUCCAGAAGACGAGCUCAUGACGUGGCAGUUUGUGGUUCCUUCCAGCAUGAGAGCAAGCGUGUUUUUCCACAACUACAGCCUCUCCAACUGCGAAAGGAAAGAGGAGAGGGUAGAGUACUACAUCCCUGGCUCCCUCAGCAAUCCGGAGGUGUUCAAGCUGAGUGACAGCCAGCCUGCCAAUAUUGCUGGCAGUUUCAACAUGUCCCUGCAGGGCUGUGAUCAGGAUGCCCAGAACCCGGGCAUCCUUCGCUUGCUCUUCCAAGUCGUCGUUCAACAUCCGCAGCUUGAUGAGAAUGUCACCCAUCUGGUUGACCUGAGCAAGGAGAGGAACAUGACUGUGACAAUACACUCCGAAGGGUGGCCCGGCUACAUCCCGCUCAUGUCUGAACCCAUGUGCCUGAUCUGUAAGGAUCCUCGCACCUGCGACCGCGUCUUGACUUUAGUGUCUGGCACCGUCUACAGGAUCUCCUUUCUGUGCAAGGACUUGUCGCGUCUGAGGAUCACGGCUGAAAAAGGCAUAAGCUGUGUUGAUUUUUGGCGGUGUCAGAAGAAGAUCUAUUCCCUUUCGGUGCCCAAGGCUAUUACCCAAUUGCCAAUUCGACUGCACAAGUUUAUUUGGAAGCUCUUGGCUCCCGAUCUGAUCAACAUAGAAAUAACUUCUCCGUCCUUGAAACUUCAGCAACUUACCCAAGAACAGAGGUGCAACAUGAGCUACAGUUACAGCAUUGUUAGUGCCACCCCAGAGACGGAGCUGUAUGUUGGUGUGUUCUGUCCUGGUGGAUCCAUUGAAAAGAUUCAGAUGAGGAAUAACGUCACCAUAUCCUUAAAGACAUUUGGUAAAGGAUUCGUCAAUGAAUCUAACACUCAGGAUUUGAAAAUGUCUUUUGUGCCACAUAUUAAAGAUGAGUGCACUUUCACUGUGAGUCCAAAUCCAAAAGCCAAAGUUGACUUGCAAAGUCCCAACCCGCGUUAUGGUUUGCCUCCCUAUGUCUCCAUAUCCUGGUACAUCGUCGUGCCUAGCAAGCAAAUUGCCCGCCUUGGGUUCUCCAAGGACCGCAUGGGCAUUGCUUGUGAGACAGGCCAUGCCUAUGUCAACAUAAAGGAGGAGACUCUGGGGGCAGAGGAGACCGUGCGCCGUGAGGAUGAGCCUCUGCCCAAUCCCCGAAAUAUGUAUCAUAACUUCUGGGUAAACGUCUCCAACUGUAAACCUGUGGACAGGACUCAGCUGUCCUUGCAGUUCUGGGUGACUUUGGCUGACAAGCAGAUAGACCUGGGAAUCAUACUUGGUAUGGUGGCCGGGGCCGGAGUUCUUGUGGCUAUUGGACUGACUGUGUGCUGUGUUAAGAAGAAGAAGAAGAAAACCCAGAAUCCCAUGGUGGGAGUGUACAAUGCUAACGUGAAUACCCAGAUGCCUGGCAAAAAAGGCUUAUUCACAAAAGGGAGGCAAAACAGUGAGUCUCAUGUCUAUGCAGUUAUUGAUGAUGCUGUGGUCUAUGGACACUUGCUGAAGGAGUCUAAUGGCUCAGUGGCCCCAGAAGUUGAUGUGUACCGGCCUUUUGAUGGACCCAUUGGUAGCUUGCCUCCUUCACCACCUCCAUUCUCCUUCAGAAAAGACAUUAAAUUCUCUUCUAACACUGAGGAGGAGCCUCCACCGUUGACAGACACAGACCAUGACAAUUACACAUUUGCUCAUCAGAAAUCAGGGCAACUGGAGGACAAUGGAGACGUAAAUGAAAAAGAUAAGGGAGACACAAGUAUGCCCUUGCUGGAAAGUAAAGAACAGGAUGGUUUAGUGGAAUAAUUUUAUACCAGGUAUAGCAGUUUUCUGUGGAAACACAAGUGUAAGGAUGGUGGUCUAGGAGA